UAUGGAGAUGUUUUAGCAUAUAUGCUGGGCAUUGGCCAUAACGGUGCCAAUGCCUGGUAUGCGGUAUAUCAGCAAGUAGAACCGCCCGGCCACCAGUGUUGGUGAGCAACAUCGACUUCCUCCAUUCGAACCUGCCACCACCUGGAAAACUGAAACCAUGAGCGAUAUUCGCACAACUCGGCCGUACUUUCGGUUCAAGCGCGGCACCCUAACGCUGUUCAUCGAAACAACCAAGGGCGAGAAACUGGCGGCAGUCAAGUCUCAGCUGGUCGAGCUCCUGCACCGGCACGAGGGCGAGUAUGAGGGCAUUACCGACGACCAGGUCAAGCUGCUGGUCGGCACACCGGACGGGUCGGCUCAGCAGUACACGGAAGUUGCGGACAAGGUGUCUGUCGGCAAGAGCGGCUUAGCAGACAACCAGGAGAUCUACUUUGUGCUCAUGAGCGAUGACGGAAGCUGGGAGGAUCCACACGUCGUCGACUUCAGCGAAGGCAUUGCGGAGAUUGAGAUAGGGGGGAUUUAGAAAGGCGUUCUUGGCACAACCUUGUCUGCUGAUUGCCCAAGCAGCCUUUGCGCUAGUCAAUAGCCGGUGUGUAUUCUUCAUUGCCAUUGUCGAUUCCACCCACAAAGGCAA
Linderina pennispora is the source of this 634-nucleotide messenger RNA. RefSeq lists its product as uncharacterized. NCBI's taxonomy places the organism in Eukaryota, Fungi, Kickxellomycota, Kickxellomycetes, Kickxellales, Kickxellaceae. The record is from RefSeq and is a predicted model, not a curated record. The transcript has 2 exons. The coding region runs from base 158 to 523 and encodes 121 amino acids.